Molecule: messenger RNA, 3564 nt
Organism: Leopardus geoffroyi (Geoffroy's cat)
Lineage: Eukaryota; Metazoa; Chordata; Mammalia; Carnivora; Felidae
Gene: SCFD2
Product: sec1 family domain containing 2
Exons: 9
Coding region: 153-2207 (684 amino acids)
Biological process (GO): intracellular protein transport; vesicle-mediated transport
Source: RefSeq, a predicted model, not a curated record
GUCAUCAAUGUGCGCGGACGCUGGACAAGUCAGAGGCAGCACCACGUGUACUGUGUUGACUGUCAAAGCCUUCAGGAGCCCAAUUCCCGGAAGCUGUGAGUUCUGAAAGAAGUUCCUGCACACGAGCGCCCGGAGUCUGCGAGCCCCCAGCCAUGAGCGCCCCGGGCGUGCUGUCCUUUACCCAGCAAGGCUGGGAGCAGGUGCUGGCCAAAGUGAAACGGGCUUUGGUCUACCUGGACGCCGCCUGCGCCGAGAGCCUGCACUGGGGCUGCGGAUCCACGCGGCUUCUGGAGGCGGUGGGAGGUCCUGAGUGUCACCUGCGGGAGUUCGAGCCCGCCGCAGUUGGUGGUGGAGCCAAGCAGCCUAAGGCGGUGUUUGUGUUGAGCUGCCUGCUGAAAGGCCGGACCGUGGAGACCCUACGGGAUAUCAUCUGUCGCAGUCACUUCCAGUACUGUGUGGUGGUCACAGCCGUGAACCACGCUGUCCACCUCACCGCUAAUCACGUGCCGACGGCUGCAGCGGCCGAGCUGGAAGGGCAGCAGCCGGUGUUCGAGCAACUGGAGGAGAAGCUGUGUGAGUGGAUGGGCAAUAUGAACUACACCGCCGAGGUGCUGCACGUCCCGUUGUUGCUCGCCCCUGUGGCUCCCCACCUUGCCUUGACUCCAGCCUUUGCUUCCCUUUUUCCACUGCUCCCCCAGGAUGUGCAUCUCCUUAACAGCGCCCGACCGGACAAGAGGAGGCUAGGAAGCCUGAGUGAGGUGGAUGCCACGGCCCUGACCCCUGAGCUGUUUCUGCAGAUCAGGUGCCUGGUGUCAGGCCUCAGUUCUCUGUGUGAGCAUUUCGGGGUGCGGGAGGAGUGUUUUGCCGUAGGUUCCCUCAGUCGGAUCAUCGCUGCAGAUCUGGCUAAUCAUGCCCCUGCCAAGAACAGGAGGAAGACUGCCACAGGCAGGGCAUCAGUGGUCUUUGUGGACAGAACUCUGGAUCUCACGGGAGCAACUGGACAUCAUGGAGACAACUUGGUAGAGAAGAUCAUUUCAGUGCUUCCCCAGCUCCCGGGCCACACCAACGAUGUGAUGGUUAACAUGGUAGAGCUUACGGCACUCCAGAAUGAAGAGAAGAGUCAGAGUAUGGUUGCGCCAGGCUGUCUUGCACAACCCAAGGACGCGGCCGCCAAAGCCUUGUGGGAAGCCUUACUGAGCACCAAGCACAAAGAGGCAGUGAUGGAAGUGCGGAGACAUCUAGUGGAAGCAGCAAGCAGAGAAAACCUGCCAAUCAAGAUGAGUAUGGGGAGAGUCACUCCGGGGCAGCUCCUGUCCUAUAUUCAUCUCUUCAAGAACAACCUCAAAGCUUUAGUGAGUCACUGUGGGCUCCUACAGCUUGGGCUGGCCACAGUUCAAACUCUGAAACACCCACAGACUGCCAAAUGGGACAACUUUCUGGCUUUUGAAAGACUCCUUCUCCAGAGCAUUGGGGAGUCAACCAUGUCUGUUGUGUUAAAUCAGCUGCUGCCCAUGAUGAAGCCUUUGAACCAAAGGACCGACAAUGAUUACAGCCCUGAAGAAUUGUUGAUCCUCCUGAUAUAUAUUUACUCUGUUGGUGGAGAGUUUACAGUGGACAAAGACCUGGGGGAAGCCGAAGAAAAAGUGAAGAAAGCAUUGGCUCAGGUCUUCUGUGAAGAGUCUGAAUUGUCACCUUUGCUGCAAAAAAUCACAGGCUGUGACUCUUCAAUUAAGCUGACUUUUCACAAAUCCAAAAUUGCCGUGGAUGAGCUCUUUACUUCGCUUCGGGAUAUUGCUGGAGCUCGGAAUCUCAUGAAACAGUUUAAGUCUGUGUAUGUUCCUGGAAAUCAUACCCACCAGGCAUCCUAUAAGCCAUUGCUGAGGCAGGUUGUGGAGGAAAUAUUUAAUCCUGAGAAGCCAGAUCCGGUGGAUAUCGAACACAUGUCUUCAGGCCUCACGGAUCUCCUUAAAACUGGAUUUAGCAUGUUUAUGAAGGUGAGCCGGCCCCAUCCCAGCGACCACCCUCUCCUGAUCCUCUUUGUGGUGGGCGGGGUCACAGUCUCAGAAGCCAAAAUGAUCAAAGACCUCGUGCCGUCCUUGAAGCCAGGAACCCAGGUUAUCGUGCUGUCCACGCGACUCCUGAAGCCAUUUAACAUUCCUGAGCUGUUAUUUGCGACUGACCGGCUGCAUCCAGACCUUGGCUUCUGAGCAUCUGCAAGGAUGAGACUUACCUGAGCUGGAAAUACCGAUACCGUUAUCCUGUCACCGUUCAAGAUACGCCUCCCAAACCGGUGUCCCCUUGCUAGCGGUGGCUGUGACAGAAUUCUGCCUGAAGGGUCUUGGCAACCAUGCGGUGAAGUACUUUGCUCGGAUUCCCAACAACUUAAAAAAAAAAAUUACUUUCAUUUUUCUAAAGGUAUCAAACUGUCUUUCAGCUGGCCACGUUUGACAUAAUCCCCGUUUCUCCUCAACCCUCUCUUUGUGGUCCUGAUUCCUGUGAUCCUGGAUUCUGUGAUCCUGGAAUCUUCCUGAUUCCAGCCGCAAGCUCACUGUUUCUAAAUAAACGCCUGUUGGCGAGUGUUGGUAGAUUACAAGCCAUUUGAUCUGCAGUUGCUCAAGAAAUUAGACAUGCUUCACAUCAGGAGUGUGAAAAAAGUUUGGUUUUCCUUAAGAUUACGUAACUGGGGAGGGGACACUGCAAAUGGGAUCUGAGACCUUGCUGAAGAGGCGAGGAAGGGAGGGGCGGGCAGCAGUUAGGACCGGGCUGGUGGUCACGAAGUCCGGCGCCCUCCCGGCGUGCUCACCAGGCCGGCCCACAUGUCUACUCGGAACAGAGGUGGGAGACAGGCUGACUGGAGGCCUGUCCCUGCCUGUAAAAGGUGUCCUCCCCUCCCAAAGGAAGGCCCCAUAAAGAUCACCUGGUCCAGGGAGUCGAGACUAGAACCCCAUCCCCUGGGACUUGUAUUCAGUAGUGUUGCUGUCGAAAUAGAGAGCUCUCUUUUCUGUUUGCCUAACUUUCCCUUCUGGUCAUAUCAGAAAAACCCAGUGAAACUGUUUAAGAACUCUGGCAAAAAGCAACUGCUUAAUCCACCCACUCGCAGGUGUGUGGUUCACGGACCUUUCUGGCAUCUCCAAAAGAUGUUUGUAAUAAAGAGGGAAAGCUGACAAACAGUUCGAGAGAGGGCGGAACACGUAGAGGAAGUCAAAUGUAGAUCAAAACCCUCACGUGCCUCUGAUUCUAGUUCUCUAUAAAAUAAUGUUAUUUUAGGAAAAAAACUGUGAAGUUGGAAAUCAUUCUGAGAUGCAAUCAAAGCAAAGUUUUUAUAGACACCGAUGUUUUGGGGGGUGGUUUUUUGUUUGUUUGUUUGUUUGUUUGUGAUCCAAGUGUGUUUUCCACCUGAAACCGGUUCUUUCAUGGUGCUGAAAUACGGAGACCCCAGAUGCUUCUUUCAUUCCCCUAACCCAGAAGUCUGAACUUGAAUAAGGAAGCAGAUGGCAAGCCCAAAAGAAAUGAUCAUCAAAGCAGACAUCGCUAUUUUCUAAAAUUAAAAAAUCGUGUGCCCUG